UUGUUUGAUUUUAUCCUUCAAUUCAGCUUUGGCACAGAAACUGACCAAUACAAUGGAUUAUUCGAAGGAACAGCUCCUUGCUCGUUUGAAGGACAAAAAACAAAGGUACUAUAUUGUCUCUGCUCUUGCAGAUAUAAAAGUAGAUUUGAAAGAUGUUAAUGAGAGUUUUGUGUGGCUUCAAAGCUGUGCAGUUUUAUCUUGGAGGCUUGGUUUAGGAAAUGGUGGUCUGAGAAUGGCUCCAGAAGAGGCAUUGAGUGAGAUACUUCAGCUCUUAAUGCCCACGGUCUUGACAAGUUUCUUAUAUCAAUUGGGAGAGAUCCAUCUUACGUUUAUCUGGAGGCUAACCCUACUCUGGGGAAAGAUCAGCCCCCCGAUCUAGCUGCUUUUGUUCCAUUGGGUUCCAUAGUUCCACCAGAUCUUCCUGAAAAGCAGCUUCUUCACAAGAUUCUACUGGAAAUCAUGUUAAUGUGGGUAGUAAUUCUGCAGCAGUUACAGCAAAAGCUGUUAAGCCAUCUGAUAAUGUGCAAAAUGUUAAGGAGAAAUCAGUCAAUGGAGUGCGGCCAUCAAUUCCUUCUGCAGAUGCUGGGAAAUUUGUGGAAGAGCUUCUGGAUAGAGCAUCUGCCUUGCUGCUUUCAGAAAUUUCAGAGGAUUCCAUCAGGCAACAUGGUGGACAGUUUGGAGCUGAAGCAGCCAACAAUAUUAAAAAGAAAAUGUCUUAGAGAAGAUCUAAAGAACCUUGCUGUAAGUAGCAUGUGAUAGCAGUUAAAUAUUUCCUUUAUUUUUCAACACAUUCUCUUGUCUUUUUCCCAUUCCUUUGGACAAACCUAUAGAAACAGUUAGGGUGUUCAAAAGUUUUUGUAUGGCUGCAUAUAAUAAUAGAACGUAGUGAUACGAUCCACAAGUGCCAUGUGUAUUUUAAUUUUAUCCUGAUGAAAAGGUUGGCUUUCACCAUUGUAGACAAUAUUCAAGAACAUAGCAUAUACAGAAGGGUUCUAUUUCGGUACUCUGCUAUCAAGCCAAGCCUCUCUGAAUUUGUCUGUGAUGGUGUUACUCCCUUGUACCAUUUUCCUUACCAGAAACAUAUUC
Durio zibethinus is the source of this 1086-nucleotide messenger RNA. Lineage: Eukaryota; Viridiplantae; Streptophyta; Magnoliopsida; Malvales; Malvaceae. The record is from RefSeq and is a predicted model, not a curated record.